Molecule: messenger RNA, 480 nt
Organism: Aspergillus viridinutans
Lineage: Eukaryota; Fungi; Ascomycota; Eurotiomycetes; Eurotiales; Aspergillaceae
Exons: 2
Coding region: 1-480 (159 amino acids)
Source: RefSeq, a predicted model, not a curated record
AUGACCGACAAUAACACCUCAAACAAGACGAGUCACCCAUCCCCCUCCACUGCCAACGAGAGCACCGUCCAGCCACCACGCGAUGUCCGCCCCUGUCAACGUUGCCCCAACCAAACCGGUCACCUGGCUGACCGUUGUCCGCUACGACCUCUGCCAACUGCCGUGAGAAACACUACCAGCGUUACUGCUCGACCUGGCCCCGUGAGCACCACAACAUCCGCCUUUGUGGUUUCUGUUGGAGGAAAUCAUAUCUGGCACUACGGCAGCCGCACCAAUGCGGUUGCCAUCCAGAUCCCCACGGUUGUGAUUGAGGCGCCCACAGUUGCGGUCCAGAUUCGCGACAACCCGAAACGCAGGCGUAGAAAGAGACCAAACAAGGCGGCCAGGAGGGCUCGAUUGGCGGCUGAGCAUACCAAUUCUCAGGACACAACCCCGGCAGCGGUGAAGACGGAGGAUAGUGAUGACAAGGUGGUCCAGUGA